CACUGUUAGGUGGCACUGAUUGGCAGCACUGAUAGGUGGCACUGACUGGCAUUGAUAGGUAGCACUGACUGGCAUUGAUAGGUGACACUGAAAGACAGCUCAGAUGGGCACUGAUAUGUGGCAUUGAUGUGGCACUGAUGUGCACUGGCAGGUGGCAUUGAUGAGCACUGACAGCUGGCAUUGAUGGACACUGACAGGUGGCACUGCUGGGGCUACACUGAUCAUCAGGGCACACUGAUUAUCAGUGCCCUGAUGAUCAGUGUACAUGUCCCCUCUGAGGGAUGCCGAUUACUGGCUCAGCGUGACAGCUCCUGUGAUUGAACACAGCUGAUCA
Molecule: messenger RNA, 334 nt
Organism: Staurois parvus
Lineage: Eukaryota; Metazoa; Chordata; Amphibia; Anura; Ranidae
Source: the annotation of a GenBank genome assembly